Messenger RNA from Sinocyclocheilus anshuiensis, 1261 nucleotides. Its product is annotated as leucine-rich repeat flightless-interacting protein 2-like. The record is from RefSeq and is a predicted model, not a curated record. Gene Ontology annotation, molecular function: DNA-binding transcription factor activity, RNA polymerase II-specific; RNA polymerase II cis-regulatory region sequence-specific DNA binding. The transcript is spliced from 6 exons. Bases 272 to 760 code for a protein of 162 amino acids. NCBI's taxonomy places the organism in Eukaryota, Metazoa, Chordata, Actinopteri, Cypriniformes, Cyprinidae. Gene Ontology annotation, biological process: regulation of transcription by RNA polymerase II.
AAUACUGAUUUAUUUUUAAUCAUGAAAGUUUUAAUUUUUAGGACAUGAAUUAUAGUACGUCGCACACUCAUCGCAUAACCUCAAGUAAGCUCACAUCAUGAAAAACACUGACAUGUAAUAGAUGUACUGAUUGAGUGAACGCUGAGAGAUUUGACUACGUGAGGCUGAAGCCUCUAAUGUCACUGAAGUUUCUGCAUGUUGUCCAUCCUCAUCAUUCACAUCCCAGCAUAGGAUAGCCUCACUUUUUGCAUGCCCUGACUCCUCCCCCUCCAUGCCUUUGGCUCCUCCCACCCCUGAAAUUCGCUUGCGAAAACUGGUUGAUGAGAGGGAAAACUUAAUAGAGCAGGUUAAGAGAUUGAAAGGUCAACUUGAGCAGAAGAAACAGAAGAAUGGUAUAGAGGAAGCAUCCAGCCCAGAGGGAGAUGUACUGGAGAACGGCACUGAUUCCAACAUCAUGGAUAUACAGAGGGAUGCCAACAGACAAAUCAAUGAUCUCAGAUUUAAGCUUGUCAAAUCAGAGCAAGAAGUCACAGCACAUGAACAGAAUGUCACAAGGCUCGAGGGUCAGGUGACCCGUUACAAAGCCGCAUCUGAAAACGCAGAGAAGGUGGAGGACGAACUCAAAGCUGAAAAACGCAAACUGCAGCGUGAGUUACGCUCUGCACUGGACAAGAUUGAAGAGUUGGAGUCCAGUAACAGCCACCUCUCGAAAAGGCUGGAGAAGAUGAAGAGUGGCCGGGCAACAGCAACAACUCCCUAAUGGUUUCAGAUCUGUCCCAUAAUCUAACCAAAAUCACCAUUCCCAAUGGGCAUUUCCUAUCAUUCUGCACCUUAUGCAAAGUUAAUAAAACUAUAAACAAGCUCAUGAGAACCGUGAUACAUUAUAUUCUGCAACCGUGCCAUUUCCUCCUAUUUAUCCAUUUAGCUUGAGUUCUUCAUCUUUGGAGAACCCAGUCAGGACUUUCUGAAGGAUGCAGGAGGACUCUUUAGUGUGCUUCAUUCAAAUGCACAAACACUGUAGUUCAAAAAGUUAGAAUGGUAAUUGUCACAUUUGAAUCUUGCUGUGACUGAAUUGAUUCAAGCGUAAUGUGCAAGGCUGCCCGAGAUUAUUUGGAGAAGGAUCUUAAAAGUUACUCUUUGAAAUUCUGAAUGUGAAUAUCAGGGCAUGUUGUCCAGAUCUAGGAUGUCUGGGUGGUCAUUUGUUUGAUUAAAGAUAAAGACACCCGUUGCUUCACUAAGACAAGACAGACAACUGUUAUGU